Nilaparvata lugens (brown planthopper) is the source of this 11485-nucleotide messenger RNA. Its product is annotated as Down syndrome cell adhesion molecule-like protein Dscam2. Lineage: Eukaryota; Metazoa; Arthropoda; Insecta; Hemiptera; Delphacidae. Gene Ontology annotation, molecular function: protein binding. The record is from RefSeq and is a predicted model, not a curated record. Gene Ontology annotation, biological process: cell-cell adhesion.
CGUCUGCUUGGUUGGAUUUUGUCUUCGCUCAGGAUGAUAAGAUUCCACCUGGACUUUCGUCUGACCUGCCUAGCAUCCAUCGUCAUCGGUGUCAUCUUGCUGAUAUCAUGCGACUGCUCACAUCUGGGCCCGUCCUUCGUGAAGGAGCCUCGGAGCAGAGUGGAUUUCGCAAACGAAUCAGGCGCUCGGGUUGAAUGCUCCGCGUCUGGGUCUCCACGGCCAACUGUCACCUGGCUCCACGUGGACGGCAAACCGGUCACCGGCAUAUCUCAGCUGCUAACCGUCGAGAAAAAGGAAGGAGAGGCUGAGGCAACGCUGUACUUUCCACCGUUCAAGGCCAGCUUGUAUCGCCACGACGUGCAUGCGACCAUCUACCGCUGUCAGGCCACCAACAUCGUGGGAACUAUCAUCUCUCGAGAUGUCAAAGUGAAAGCAGUGGUUAUGCAGUACUACGAGGUGAACAUCUUGUACGGUAAGACUGUGUUGAGAGGUAACACCGCUGUACUGAAGUGCAUUUUUCCCAAUUUCAUACGUGAAUUCGUCCAGGUUACAUCAUGGAUGCAGGAUUCCUCCUUCAACAUCUAUCCAUCAUUGAAAGGAGAUGGGAAAUUUCACAUGUUAUAUACCGGCGAGCUUCUCAUUCGUAACGUGGAUGAUGCGGACAGGUAUAGGAGUUAUCAAUGCAGAACUAUUAACACCCUUACUGGCAAAAUUGUUACGAGCAUGACGAAGGCCCGCUUCAGCAUUUCAGAACAAACUACGGCAAUAGGUCCUCAUACACCGGGAAAUACUGCAAUUAUGCCAGUUCAGACAAUUGAUGUGCGCAAAGACCAGUCCGUGUGUAUUCCCUGCUACACCGAAGCCAUCCCGUAUCCGACAUUCAGAUGGUAUCGUCUAGAACGCCAGGCAGCACUCAAAGAGCAUGUGGAUAAUGAUCGAAUCUUCAAAAUCGUCGAGUGUUUGAUCAUUAUCAAUACGGAUGAGAAUGACGGGGGUCGUUGGGUGUGUAUAGCUAAUAACACCGAGGGAUCACAGCGAUAUGACUUCAAUAUCCAGCCGCUCGCCCUCAACUGCUCUACAAGUUCAUCCACCAGACUCUGCAGCCAGGGCCUCCCGUGUCCUUGAAGUGUAUUGCAGCCGGCAACCCAACUCCUCAAAUCUCUUGGAAACUGGACGGAUAUCCGCUAUCUCAUACCGAAAGGUUCAUGAUUGGCCAGUACGUGACCGUCCAUGGAGAAGUCGUAGGUCACGUGAACAUAACCAACGUUAAAGUUGAGGACGGAGGGAUUUAUCAAUGCAACGCUGUCAAUAGAAUCGGACAGGUGUAUCACUCGGCUGAGAUGCGAGUUUAUGGCGAUCCAUCCAUGAGACCAAUGCCUAAUGUCUCAGCCGUAGCAGGUGAACCGUUAUACUUGGCCUGCCCUGUAGCUGGAUAUCCGAUCGAGUCAAUCAACUGGGAGAAAGAUGGAAGAAAGGUACCAAUGAAUCGUAGACAACGUGUUUUCUCGAAUGGAACUCUGCUACUGAUGAACGUGCAAAGAGACUCCGAUAAAGGCAACUAUCGAUGCAUUGCAGCCAACAAACAAGGUCGUUCAGCUUCUCAAUCUCUCUCCCUCAACGUCAUGGUACCUCCAAAAAUUGCCCCAUUCUCGUUCGAGACGGAUCUGCACCUGGGAGACCGGGCUGGCAUCCAGUGUUUUAUAACCAAGGGUGAUCUACCGCUGACCAUUGGCUGGACCAAGAACAACGUUGCACUGGGUCCAGGAAAAAAUCAAAAUGGUGUAAUGGUGCGCCAGCAAGACAAGUUUACAUCUUCAAUGAUCAUCCAGUCUUUGUCUAAGGAGCACGCCGGCACCUACACUUGCACCGCCUCCAACCUUGCGGCCAAUGUCACCCACUCGACUACGCUUCUUGUCAACGUCCCUCCUCGUUGGGUCACGGAGCCUAAGGAUGUAAAUGUAACACAAGGAGGCACUGCAGUUUUUAUCUGUGAAGCUGAUGGUUUUCCAACACCAUCUCUGACUUGGCGGAAGGUUAUAGGAAGACAACCGACUGAGUACGAAGACAUCACCGCUCGCACGCGAAACAUGCAAAUCAGCAGCAAUGGAACAUUGGUGAUAAGGCAGGCUCACCCAGAAAAUCAAGGCCAGUACCUAUGUGAAGCCACCAAUGGUAUUGGGGCAGGACUCAGUGCAACCGUUCAUCUUCUUGUUCAUAUUCCUCCUGAAUUCGACGUGAAAUCGGCUCAGGCUAGUGUCCGUCGAGGAACUUCACAGACUCUGGUGUGUCAGGCUACUGGAGAUCAUCCCAUAGGAAUCACUUGGAAUUCGGAUGCUUCUGGAUCUCAAUCUUCAAUCAAUUAUAAUCCAAGGUAUUCAAUCAAGGAAAAGAAGCUAAAUAAUGGAUUACAAUCGGAGCUACAAAUAGCAAACACUGUGAAGUCUGAUAGUGGAAUCUACACUUGUACUGCUAUCAACCCUUUUGGAAAAGCGGAACGAACUGUACAGCUUCAAGUGCAAGAUGCUCCUGGAAAACCUAGAAAAGUGAAGAGUGUACAAACUGGGAGCACAACUGUGAAAUUGUCAUGGUUGGCGCCUACAGACGAUCAGAAUCCCGUCCUGCAAUACAUUAUUCAAUAUAAAAAGGAAACAGACGAGUGGCAGAGUGUGCGAGCUGGAAGCAGCAUGACAGGAGUUGUGAAAAAUCUGCAGCCAGCAACGGUUUACACGAUGCGGGUUGUAGCUGAAAACGAAUUGGGUUCCGGAGAGCCAAGCGAGCCUUUUCUGUUGAGAACAGAGGCUGAGCCACCCACGGGUGUACCGCUGAAUGUGGCUGCCACUGCUAUCUCAUCUCAUCAAAUCAAAGUCACUUGGAAUCCACCUCUCAAAAACCUCUGGAACGGCGAUAUUAUUGGCUAUUAUGUUGGAUUCAAGCUAAAUAAUGGAAAUCGAGGAGCGCUAUACAACUUUACAGCUUAUCCAACAACUUCGUAUGACGUUCAAGUCGCAGUUCUCAACAACUUGAAAAAAUACAGAAGCUAUGGGAUUGUCGUACAGGCAUUCAACGAGAAAGGAUCUGGACCUCUGUCCACUGAAAUAGUUGUGCAAACACUGGAAGAUGUCCCAUCAGCUCCUCCAACAAAUAUCCAAUGCUUUCCUCAAAGUUCUCAAAUAUUGAGAAUCACCUGGCAGCCACCUCCAAACAGUUUCCAAAAUGGUCAGCUGCAGGGAUAUAAAGUGUAUUAUGAGAAUAUGGAAGAAUCGCCAGAAGGCAUUAUUGAAGCUGAUAUGAGAAAAUCAUCGAAGCCUAGCGCGGAUAUCCAUGGAUUACAGAAAUAUUCCAACUACACUAUUCAAGUGUGGGCUUACAAUAAAGUUGGCGAUGGUGCUAAAAGCAAGCCCAUACACUGUAUGACUGAAGAAGAUGUUCCUGAUGCACCGGCAGGACUGAAAGUCAUCGCAAACUCCCCUUCGUCGCUGAUAGUAAGCUGGUCAGAACCACUUCAUCCCAACGGCAUAUUGACCAGUUACAAUGUCUAUACGAGAGUUAUGGAGGCAGGUCGUGAGACAGACUCGGCCAAACGCCAUUUGCCUCCCACACAAACCUACUACCAGGCCAACGACCUGCACAUGGGGGAUAACUAUGAGUUCUGGGUGACCGCCUUCACUAAAGUCGGUGAAGGCCGAAGCACCGGGAUCGAAUAUGGGUCAUUAGUCACCAGUGUACCAGCAGCGAUCAUAUCCUUCGGACGACAACUGAUGAAACGUCAAAAUACAGUUGUGAAAAUGCCGUGCUUGGCAGUGGGCAUUCCAACUGCAAAACGUUCCUGGAUUAUUCCAGAUGGCUCUGUUCUAGAUGCUGAUCUAAUCGGUCAGGAUAAUGGUAAUUUCGGCCUGAAUAAUGACGGUUCCCUGCAAAUCCCAAAAGUGCAUAAACAGAAUGAAGGCAAUUAUACUUGCUUGGUAACAAAUGAGAACGGCUCGGACCAGAUCACCUAUACUCUCGAUGUCUUGGUGACUCCAUCAGCACCGAUGAUUAGAAUUUUGGAGACUGGGACAUCUUGGUUUCGACUGCAGUGGAAAGUUGGAAACACUGGUGGAGUUUCCCUGCGAGGAAUGAUUCUCAAAUACAAGAAAUUCGAAGAGAGCGAUUUGGAUGAUUAUGGUGAAAGCGAAUUGGAUUGGACCGUUACAAAAAUCCCAAGAUCUGUUUCAAAUUACAAGCUGACCGGUCUCGACUGUGGUUUUGAAUACAACCUACAAAUGACUGCGUUCAAUUCGGUCGGCGAAGGAAAUCCAAGCUCAAUUCUUACAGCAAAAACAAUUGGAGAAAAACCGACAGAGCCCUCUUUCAAGGAAUUUAUCGAAACAAACGUGUCCGCAAUAUUACUCAAACUGAAAUCGUGGGAACCCAACAGCUGUCCGAUAAACACAUUCAACAUUGAGCAUAGAGAAAUAUCGCAGGCUGAAUGGAAAGUUGCUGAAGAACUGCCAGAAGAGGAGGAUAUCUAUGUGAUAAGUAAUCUGUGGCCCACCACUCAAUAUAUGGUUAAAGUAACGGCCAUCAAUAGUGCAGGCUCUACAACAGCCCAGUAUACAGCUACUACUCAGCCCAUACUUGGAGGAACUAUGACUCCCGAAUCUGUAAACACAGCUGUUAGCAAGAAACGUGAAAAAGAGCCCUUCUACUUGAGUAUCCAUGUAAUCAUCCCAUUUCUGGCAACCGUGGGUGCUCUGUGCGCUCUUGCUGUGGUUGUAGCACUGUUUAUGAGAAAAAGGAGGCGAGCCGCCGCAAACAAUGAGACAAAUAAUACUACUGAGCCAGAUGUUGUUGCUAGUGGUAGUAGCAACUUUACUGAUUCUCUUGCAAUGGUUUCCUUGGACAAUGCACAUAAUGUAGCAAAACGCGAGCAGUUCUAUGCGGACAUUCACAAGGGACAUGCUACUCCAAUGAGAGAACUGCAAUGCACUGAUCGAAUUCCAGAAUUUCCCGAUGAGAUAACGCCCUAUGCUACAUUCCACGUACCAUUGCCCGCUGAACGUGAACGAGUCACCAGACAACUGUCAUCUCCCGGGAUGUCCUCUCCCAGACAGAUUCAGAGUUUCCUUUAUCAUGAUAGCCGACUUGGAGCCAUGGAGACAAUGCAAUUGAAGAGCGUGAACCCGAGAGAUGAGUACCACCGCGUGAGAGGCCACAGGAUGACUGCCAAAUGCUUGAGCACUGGAUCUGAUUAUUCUGGUUCAACUGAUCAAUGGUCGGAGCAUGGAUUGACUAGAAUGCCCAUUCAAAGCAACCUGUAUGGCCAGGCCAUUGGAGGCCAUGACUCUAGCUCCUCCCCGGAAGUCUCCCCCGUUCGUGAACGUAGACCUUCUACUAGACUUCGUGCUGCUCAUGUGAGACUCCAGCAGACAUCUUCCUUCAUAGUGGCCGCCCAACUGGAACCACCGACUGGCUUUACUGAUGGCCACGAGCAGAGCGAAGCUGAAUGCGACAUCAACUCCGCGCGUGGCUACAACGGAAUCAAAAACAGGAACCGUGGGAGCCGUGAAAGCCGUGAGGGCCGUGAGAAUCGUGAGGGCCGUGAGAAUCGUGACUCUCAGCAUCAGAGACGCCAUUCCUCCAGGAAGCGCUCAAGUAAUUUUACCAUUGCUGUGUAAAUCCUUUCUUUACAGGCACUAUGUCAGUGGUUCUCAAACUUUUUACUUCAAGCCCCCCCUGCGUAAUUCAUCUGUAAGCCGGACCCCCUACAUGUAUAAGCAUAGACUACUAUUUUAUUUAUUUACUCUUAUGGCUUUUAUCGGCAGAGAGAUCCUUUCGGAUGUUCUGCCUUGCCGUAUUACCCAAUGUCAUUUCCUAUCAAAACUCAAGUUUAUAGGUUAUGUCUUGGGUUCUUCAUUUUUCUCAAUAAAAAUUUGCACUUUCACUUCCUGAGUUACUAUUUUGUAAAUUUUAAAAUCAAGAAAACUAUUUUCAAACACAAAAUCUAGACUACUUUCAAUCAGCAUAGACUACUAUACAUGUUGUACGUACGUAGGCCUAUAUACCUACAUAUUUUACAAUCAAUAUUGAUUCAGUUGAGUUUUGCACAUUCUAUACAUAACCCAAUGUUGCAAUAGUUUCAAUCAUAAUAAAACAACAAAUUCUAUACAAACAAUAAAUUAUAAUUUAUUCAUGUACUACAGCUACUAUAGUACAUAGUUGUUAUUUUUGUUUCUCAUAGAAAUUAACAAUAUAAAGAGCGCCAGUGUGAAGGAUGAACUAGUUUUUUUUUUGCACAGAGUUUGUUAAAACGAGGUGUCAGCUCCGAUAACACUACUCUAAGUUCCUGGGUCACAUCCAGUCUUGGUCUAUAUUCACUUUUCAUGGCAGCUAGAGCAGAUAACCCACAGUUUCACACGGAUAAAUUGUAGCAAAUGGAGUCUAUAUCUUGAAUGCUUUUUACUCAAAAUUGGGUGUUCCUUUUGCACACCAAUCCAGAAGGAUGUGAGAGAAUAUCCUUCAAACUUCAUUUUAAGUCAUCUUGGAGAUCAAUGAGGUUUUGAGGAUCAUGUUGAGGGAGCACUUAUUGAUUGAGAAUUUGAAAUUGACAAUACACACAUGUAAUUUUAAAAAUAGAAAGAUUGCUUAUCGUAAUUAUUUUAGAAGUAAAUUUGAAACAUUCUCCAACCAAGCUUUGCGCCCUCCCCCCUGAGCAUUCAUCGCGCCCCCUUGGGGGUCGCACCCCACACUUUGAGAACCACUGCAUUAUGCCAUGGUACAGCGUUAGGGCCUAUUUCACAAAGGUACAAGCAUUGUUAUCAACCAUGGCUACGGACAAGUACUUGUAGUUACAAUUUUUCAAGUACUCACGUUUCAUAAAAAAUUAUGAUCUACAAGUUUACAAGUUUACAAUUUUACAAGUCUACAAGUGCUCCAAAAGUAUACAUAACCUAUUUUGAUGAUAAUUUCCUUUUUUCAUGCUUGAAAAAGGUUACUUGUACUUUUUAAUAAUUACUUUGAAAUUAUUUGAAAGCAAUAUAAUGCUAUUUGUACAGUCUACUUCAUUGAUUGCUGAAUUUGUAAGCUACACAGUAUGUACUGUGUGUAUAUAUAGUAUUCAUUUAUUCAUAGACAAUAGAUACAAUGCAGGUAAAAACAACAGGCACCUUAAUUUGGAAUACACAGUCUAGAGGUUAUGUAAAUGAUAACUUAUUCACACACUAUUUUGAGUCCAAAAGAUGUAUGUACUACAAUAAUUUUGAAUUUAUCAGAUUAAUUAUUUAUUAAUUAAUUAUUUAUUAAUUAAUUAUUUGUACUAUAUAUAAUGUAUACUAUAUAAUACUGUGUACUAUAGUACCUACACAUAACCUAUGAGGUAACACAUUAAUGACUAUUUUGGAGAUUUAUUAAAUUAAAUUUCCCAAUGCAUAAAUUUUCAAAAUAAUGAAUUUAGAGGGAUAUAGGGCAUUUUUGAAUAUUAGAAAUAAUCAUUGAAUAUUGUAAAUAGUUUUAAUGAUCACUUGUAAAACCUUCACAUAGCUUUCCACUUCGGUAAAAAUGUCAUAGUUACGAACAAGUAAGUUUGACAAAAAUUGUUUGCUGCAAAGAAAAUCUUCGUGAAACAGGCAAAAUCACUAGUUCGUAACAAGCAAAUCACCUGUAGGUUCAUUGUAAGUUUAGAAUUCUGCUUUUGUGAAAAGCUUGUAAUCAGCUGUUCUCCAAAACCAUGGUUGGCAACAAGACUUGUAACCUUGUUUGUUUGUCUUUAAAGCUUCCCAGAGACUCAAAUCAGAGUAUAGGAAUUGUCAAAAAUUAAUAAUACAAAAAAGAAGAAAAAAAAUCACUAAAAGGAACACUCUUUACACACAAACUCUUCUGUGGUAUAGAAUAUUCCACAAGCAUCAAAAAACUUUUCAACUCCUCAAAAGCAUCGAUAUUUUCACAAUUUUUCAAAUGAGUAGGAAGAACCUAAUUGUACCUUUGUGAAACAGGCCCCAGAUAUUACUCAUAUAGGUGCGUACAGGUCGAGCAAGAGCGGAACGCGAACAGAGCAUUUAACAGAGUUCGAGCUGAGCAAGUUCUUUUUCACACAUACUUCAUCACUCUUCAAAUACUUUCAUAGUAAUAAAACGGAUUAUAGAAAUUAAAUAACUGUAUUUAUACUGUACCGUAAGUAGACUUAUUUAAUUUCUCUAUGACUCAGUAUACCAAACUAGAAUAUUUCCCUCUGAAUAGAGAAUUAUUCUAUAUAAAUGCAAUAUACAGUACUUCCUAGGUCGAACCAACCAAUAGUUGCGCAUGCGCGGUUAACGUUUUUGUUACGAUCUCUGUGUUAGCAUAUAAAAUUUUAAAAAUUAAUAAUUAAUUAUUUAAUCAUUAAAAUUGAAUAAUGUAAAAUUAUAAAAACAUUUUUAAUAAUAGGUACAGCAUAUUAGAAUUUAGAGGAAAGAAGCCAAAAACACCCAACCAAAACAUUCACCUUUCAAAACAUUGACAGUCAUAACCAUUUUUGUAAUAAAACAUCAACAUAAAUGAAACAAACAUAAUAAUUAUCAUCAAUAUUUAUUAUAUAAACAUAAUGUAUUAUUAUGCUACCCAUCAAUCCCCUGGUCUGUACGCACCUUAUAUAAUUAAUCAGUAUUUUAUUUUUGUGUAUUGAAAAAUUUAUGUGUAAAUCCAUUCUUUACAGGCACUAUGCCAUGGUAAAGAGUUAACAGAUAUUAUACUCAUAUAACUAGACGGAUAAGGCGAGCUGCCGGCUAGUUAAGUGAAUAGAUUAUAAGUAUAUAAUUAAUCAGUAUCGUACUUUUGUGGAUGAAAGAAAAUCAUGUGUAAAUCCACUCUUUACAGGCACUAUGCUAUGGUACAGAGUUACCAGAUAUUAAUCAUAUAACUAGACGGAUAAGGCGAGCGAAGCGAACCUGCCGGCUAGUUACUUAUAUAAUUAAUCAGUAGUGUAUUUUUGUGGAUGGAAGAAAAUUAUGUGUAAAUCCACUCUUUACAGGCACUAUGCUAUGGUACAGAGUUACCAGAUAUUAAUCAUAUAACUAGACGGGUAUGGCGAGCUAAGCGAACCUGCCCGCUAGUUACUUAUAUAAUUAAUCAGUAUUUUUUUUGAGGAUUAAAAAUUGAUAUGUAAAUCCAUUCUUUACAGGCACUAUGCUAUGGUACAGAGUUACCAGAUAUUAAUCAUAUAACUAGACGGAUAAGGCGAGCGAAGCAAACCUGCCGUCUAGUUACUUAUAUAAUAGAUGUUUAUUAUAUUUUCUAUAAUUAAAAAAAUUGAUGUGUAAAUCCAUUCUUUACAGGCACUAUGCUAUGGUACAGAGUUACCAGAUAUUAAUCAUAUAACAGUUAGUUAUAGUUAGUAGACGGAUAUGGCUAGCAAAACUAGCCUUCCGGUUAGCUAUUUAUGUAAUAAAUGUAUAUUUUUGUGAAUUCAGUAGCCUAAGAAUCUGUUCUCUUGCUGUUGUUACUACAGCAAACUCUACUUAUUCUGGUAUCUUACUCCAGAAUCAUUCUCAAAUUUUCAAAUCAAUCAAGUAGUCGUGACGUUCAACAAAUAGUGUUGUUCUUCAGCUGUCAACUUCUCAACUGAAUCAUACAUAUCUUGCUCAUAUUUUCUGUACAAUACUUCGCAUUUCAUUUCCAUCAACUCAUGUUCUAUUGUUUAUAAUUAUGAAGUCUCAUGCAUGCAAAUUUGAACUUCUAUGUAGUCACUACUAUAAUCAGUUAUCAAUAUUGAUAUUGUGAAAUCAAUCUAAUUGAUAUAUAUUAAUGAUUCAACGAGCUUUUUUAUAUACCCACUUUCUCAAGAGUUGAAACAUUACUGUGAUCCCAAAAGCCUAUUAUUAUGAUGUAAAUUAACUAUUAUAAAAUACAUAAUUUUAUUGCAAGUUUCAAUGUUAGGCUUCCAGAUGGAUGAGUUUGAAACGUUACAAGAAUCAAAAUGAAAAUAGACGCAACUGUUCAUAAGUGUUAUGCACAGGUCUAUUCUUAUGUAUUCCAUCUAUGACAUGGUUUGAAUAACUUGUUCUCAAGAAGUUUGUAAACGUGGAUCAACUAUUGACAUUGAAGCUUGAGUUUUGUUGUGCCAAAUGUUAUUCAAUAAAAUUUAAUAUAUUCGUACGAAUUUAUCCCAAUUCGAAAAUAUCAAACGAAUUUAUUCAACCUUUAGAAUUAAGAGUUUAGAUCUAGAAAAUAUUACGAAUGUGCAUUUAAGGCAUUCUUUAGUACUUUUAUCGUAAACUUGUAAAUAAUUACUUGAAACUUAUCCUCGUCAGAACUGGCUUCUUCCACUUACUGGGAGAAGUAUGUGUACUUGGGUUGAUUUGUACAUUAUACUGUACUGAACUGAUAGUGGUUAUGGUGGGGAGGAUUCCCAUUUGAGACGACUUGUACACUGGUGUGUACAUUGUCAGCUAUCAUAUAACAACAACUAUACAGAUAGCAGUGGCCACAGCUCAGCUGUGGAGUUCUUGAAAAGUUGUAUUCUGAGAGAGAGGUCAGGUCUGAAUAGAAUGAAAUCCAAAUGUACAUUGGAUCUGACGAGGUUACAUCCUGUGAAUUUCUAUCUCUUGAAAUGAUAUGAAUGUUGGUAGUUGUUAGUCUAUAAAAUCGUUACAUUAUUGUAUAAAUUAUGGCUAUUAUUAUUUGGAUCGAUGUAUAAUCGUUGAAAUACACUCAGAAAUUGAGAAAUGCCAUAAUUAUACUGAAUAUUUUAUCUGUUAAGAUUAUAAACUUGUUGUCUACGUUAUCGGUUUCAUGGUGUUGUUACCCAUGCUAAUAAGUAGUUGUCCCCCUCUCCCCGCCAACUGUAGCCUAUUCAAAUCAUGAAUUUGGGCUUUAGUGUGUAGGUUGGAUUGAAUAUAAUGUAAAAUAUUUUUCAAGUAUCUGCGCUCGAUAUCUCAGUUCGAAGACAUCUCUAUUGUCGAGAAUGUUGUCAAGGCAAUUCAAAAGUAAUGUUGAUGAGUAUCAGACGUUAGCUCGAGACAAUACGUCCGUCCUUCCUGUAAGCGUAUUGUAAUAGGAAAGAGCAAUGUUACCCUAGAAACAAUACAACAGCACCUGAAACAAAAAAAAAUACAUACAUUUCUUUUAGAAGACAACAGUUACUGUUCAGUUUGAAAUUUUUAUUCUUCAUAGAAUCUAAUUUACUGUAUCUAUAUGGUACUGCCCAGAACUGAUAAAAUAUUUUGAUUGAACUCUGUAAUUGAUAACAUACUUUGAUUGAUCUCUGUAACUGCAUGUUUAUACUCUUUUUUAACUGCAAGAAGUUCCUACACAAUAAUUUUUUAUUUUUUUAUUUUUCUGAAUCAAUAAUAUUUUAUGUAAUGUUAAAAUAAUAAGUUCAUACUAAUAUGAUGAGUACUGUUGUAUUCACGCAUUGCCUAAGGAACAAGUAGUCUAUCGAACUGAACUUAGAUAUGCAUUUUUCUAAGCGAGAUACUCAUAAUAAUUUUGUACAUGGUUGUAUUGAUGUCAAUAAAGUUUUUGUAAAGUGUAA